Molecule: messenger RNA, 1756 nt
Organism: Scylla paramamosain (green mud crab)
Lineage: Eukaryota; Metazoa; Arthropoda; Malacostraca; Decapoda; Portunidae
Product: transcription elongation regulator 1-like
Exons: 2
Coding region: 88-777 (229 amino acids)
Source: RefSeq, a predicted model, not a curated record
ACACACACACACACACACACACACACACACACACACACACACACACACACACACUCAUACAUACGCAUACACUUGUCUUUUCCUCAGAUGUGGUGGUACAGACUGGCGGUGGUGGUGACGGUGGUGUCGGUGGCGGCGGCAGAGGCGGCGGCGGAAGCGGCGGCGGAAGCAGAGGCGGCGGCGGAGGCGGAGGCGGAGGCGCAACCAGACGCGAAGGCAGCGGCAGAAGCGAAAGCGGAGGCGAAAGCAGCAGCGAAUUACCCCCUGCUGCCCCACCCGCCCCCACUGUGCUACCCCGUGACGCAGUAUGUGACGGCAUACAAGGCCCACGCGCAGAAGGUACCAGUGUACAAGACAGCGUACAAACAAGCCAUCGUGCCCGUCACUAAGCACACCACCCACUACCAGACGCAGUACAUCACCAGCCACCAGAAGGAGUACGUGCCUAAGUACGAGACGGACGUGGUGUACAAAACAAAGGUCAACUACGUCACCAAAGUCAUCACCAGUUACCAGACGCACUACCAGACCCAGUACGUGACGGUGCCUGAGUACGUGCCCAAAUACGUAACGGAGACCCUGUACCAGACGCAUUACCAGACCAACGUGCAGUACCAGCCGAUCUACAGCACCCAGUACACCCCGGUAUACGUGACCAAGACCCAGGUGCAGUACCAGACGCAGUACACGACGGUGGUGGUGCCAACUUACGUCACGGUGUCCAAGGAGGUGGUGGACUACAAGACCUACUGUCCUGAGCCCGCCUAUGGUUACUAGCAAUGACUGCCUCUCUCUCUCUCUCUCUCUCUCUCUCUCUCUCUCUCUCUCUCUCUCUCUCUCUCUCUCUCUCUCUCUCUCUCUCUCUAUCCUCCCCCUUCACUUAUUCUCUAACUCCUUUUUUUCAUUUUCUCUCAUUAAUUAAUUUCCCUUACGCCUCUUUUCUCUCAUCAUUAUUUUCCUUACAUUCUUUUUUUCCCUAUUCACUUAUUAUCUUCCUUUUUCCCUUUUUCUUCACUGAUUAAUUUUCCUAUCGCCUUUUUUCUCUUCUCUCCUAUUAUUAAUUUUCCUUAUAUCCUUUUCUACUCAUUCACUUAUUCUUAUCUUAUUUUUCUUCUUUUCUUCAUUAAUUUAUUUCUUAUCAUCCUUUUUUUUGGUAUUCAUUCAUUUCUAAAGUCUUCCUCUUUUCCCAGUCUUCUCCCCUCCCCAUGAAUUAUUUUUUCUAACAUUUUUUCUAACCCCACGCAGUCUUUUCAUCUAAUCUAUCUACUUUUCCAUCGUCAGUUCUCUUCCUCCUCUCAAUUUGCAACUUCCUUCCUUUUUUUUUUUUUACCUACGCAUCUAUUUUGCAACUCUACCAACUGUUCUUUCCUUUCAUCUUCUUCCUCAUCAUUCACUCGUUCCCCUUCCCUUCCUACUGGCAAACCAAAGAAAUACUAUAUACUUCUUUUCUUAUUUCUUUUCUUCUUCUUUCAAGUCUUCGUUCCUUUCCUUUCCAUCCACAACCUACCUAUCUACCCAUCUACCUAUCUAUCUACUGUUCCUCCUUUCUUCAUCGUCAUAAUUCACACCUUCCUUCCUCUGCUUCCUCUACCUCACGACCCAACCAAAGACCUCACCAGCUCUCCAUUUUCUGGAUCCUGUAACCUCAAUACGUUUUCUUCUCAAGUUCAUAGACCCUUCAUAAGCUCACGUGCAUUUCCCAGAUUUGUAUUUAUGUAUGUGUGUUUGUAUCGAGCAAUAAAAGCGUUAAGAGUUA